GGAUUUAGUUAAACUACUGGCAGGGCGGACUUGUUGACAGAUCUCAUAUUCGGGUCAUCUUGCUGACUGCUUUGAGGGGUGAUGGGAACUAUGUGAGGGGAUUGCGCAGAGCAGUGUGGGAUGUUGCAGGGAGCUGUAAACCUCUGUUUUUGCAACUGCAGCAUCUGCCUGUCCAAAGAGGCAACAGCGAAUGUUUGACCCACUCCAUGUGUACGGAACGCAUUGUAGGACAUCAUAAUGAGAAAACACGCUACUGCGUGCGCCUUCCUAACGAAGAAGUAUGAAGACUCGUCUCUUACUCUACUUACUUAUCUGAAGAGGCUGCAGUCACACCUCAUUGCUAGCCGCAAUUGUUGUUGCAACCACCCCCUCGUGGCUCAUUCCUCAGCCCUCCCUCCUCAAACCUCAGCUCGUAAGCCAGGCUGAUGGCUGAGGAGGGAGGGCUGAGGAUGGAGAGUGUUUGUACUGAGGACCGAGGAUGGAGAGCGUUUGUAGUGAUGGCUGAGGACGUAGAGUGUUUGUACUGAGGAAUGAGAGUGUAAGGACCGUGGGGGUAUGAUGCCUGAGGAGGGAGGGCUGAGGAUGGAGAGCAUUUGUAGUUAGGGUUGCCACCUGCCCGGUAUUUUACCGGCCUGGCCUGUAAAAAUUAAGCUUGAUCCCAAUGUUAUUAGUAGGGGAAAUGCAUAAAAAUAUAGGAAGGCUGGUAUGUUUUUCCAGAAAAGAUGGCAACCCUAUUUGUAGUGAGGGAGAUGGAGAGUGUUUGUACUGAGGGCUGAGAAAGGAUGAGAGUGUUUGUACUAAGGACCGAGAAGGGGGGAUGAUGGCUGAGGAGGGAGGGCUGAGGACGGAGAGUGUUUGUACUGAGGACCGAGAGUGGAGGGCUGAGGAUGAAAAGCGUUUGUAGUGAGGGCUGAGGAUGGAGAGUGUUUGUACUGAGGGCUGAGGAAUGAGAUUGUUUGUACUGAGGACUGAGAAUGGAGGGCUGAAGAUGAAAAGUGUUUGUAGUGAGAGCUGAGGAGGGAGGGAAGAGGAGGGAGAGUGUUUGUACUGAGGGCUGAGGAAUGAGAGUGUUUGUACUGAGGACCGAGGAGGGGACUGAGGAUGAAAAGCGUUUGUAGUGAGGGCUGAGGAGGGAGGGAAGAGGAGCGUGAGUGUUUCUACUGAUGGUUGAGGAAUGAGAGUGUUUGUACUGAGGACCGAGGAGGGGGGAUGAUGCCUGAGGAGGGAGGGCUGAGGACCGAGAGUGUUUGUACUGAGGACCGAGGAGGGAGGGCUGAGGAUGAAGAACUGAAGGCCGAGUAGGGCGGACCGAGGACCCAGGAUGGAGGUGCGACUGCAGCCUUUCAGGAUGGGUGAGAGAAAAAGCAGACAAUGCUGCAUUCCUCUACCUUAGGAGAUCGCAUGCAGGAGAGCAAUUUGAGGAUGUCCUAAAAUGCUUUCAGUACGUGUGCCCCUGAUCUUAGACUUGCUAUCGGUAACUGGAUUAAAUCAAACUCUGUGUGUAAUGAGAAUAGGACCAUUAGUUAUGUUGCUGUUAAUACUGGAUAGAUCUAAGAAGUAAUUUAAGAGUUUAGGAACAAUCACCAUCCAACGUAAAUUUGCAGUGGGAGUAGCUUGCUGUAUGUAUUACAUGCAUUUGUCAGCCUUGAAGCCCCUGCUGAAGGUAUGACAACAUCAGGUGACAUCACAUGAAGGAGGAAUGGAGGAAUGUGGCACUUCAGGUCUAUCUGUUCACUCUUCUCUUGGUCACUGUGGAUUCCAUUUCCCAGUAAGAAAUUUUCCAGUACUUUGCUGCGAGGACUGUGUGAUGCCCCAAACAGCUGGUGUAGGUUGACAUGUGCCUACCUCCUUUGUAUACUACCCCAUCCUUUUUCCUGGUCUUCUACACCCUGCUGCUUCUUGGUGCAUCCUCUUCAAGAGCUGAAGUUCUCCCAAAACGCUUUGCUCGAAGUUAUAUUCAUCUGGAGGGGGAUGUUAGAUGGAGACGUCUGUACUCUGCAAUGCACUAUUUCCUGACCAUUGAUCCAUCUGGCAAAGUAAGGGGGACACGAAGUUACUGUACUAACAGCAUAUUCCAAGUUUACUCCAUAAAUGUGGGAGUAGUGGCAAUACACUCAGCUGGCAGUGGUCUGUAUUUAGCCAUGGACAGAAGAGGAAAUGUAUACGGGGAGGAAGAUUAUGGCCCAAACUGCAGGUUUAGAGAGCGGAUUGAGGAAAAUGGUUACAACUCAUACUCUUCUGAGAGAUGGAGUCACCAGAGGCACCCUAUGUAUGUGGCAAUGAGAAGAAAUGGGUGGGUAAAAAUGGGAAGGAGGACUCGACACACCCACCGCUCUGCACACUUUUUACCUUUUCCCAUUUGAUUCCACAGAAAGCUGGUGUGAAGGGUAUCUAUUGGACGAUAAGCAAAUCAAGUUGCCCAAACACACUUGUCUAAUCCUCAGAAAACACAGAAUACCCACAUAAAUCAUGUUUAUGUGACAAGGCUGCUGACCAUGCUGAAAGUACAA
Messenger RNA from Xenopus laevis (African clawed frog), 2510 nucleotides. RefSeq names its product fibroblast growth factor 22 L homeolog (gene fgf22.L). Bases 1836 to 2363 code for a protein of 175 amino acids. The record is from RefSeq and is a predicted model, not a curated record. The transcript has 6 exons. Gene Ontology annotation, molecular function: growth factor activity. Lineage: Eukaryota; Metazoa; Chordata; Amphibia; Anura; Pipidae.